Molecule: messenger RNA, 3234 nt
Organism: Arabis nemorensis
Lineage: Eukaryota; Viridiplantae; Streptophyta; Magnoliopsida; Brassicales; Brassicaceae
Source: the annotation of a GenBank genome assembly
AUGGAUAUGACUACUUGUGUUGCUAGAAGAACUCGUUCGAGGACGGAAUCUUACUUGAAUUCGAUUCUAAAUCGAGAAAAAGGGAUUUCUGUCGAAGAUCAGCCCGAGGGGUCGUUAGAUUCGAGGAGGGAGAUGAAGAGAUCUUCCAUGCGUAAUGCUUGUUCACCAUCGCCGGUUAAGUCGAAACGACGCCGGAGAAAGGCGACCGAGGAUGAUGACGAUGUCGAGUAUAUCGGAAGUACCAUACCAGAAGGUAAGCCAGAGCACGAACCUGAUUCGGUGAUUUCUCCUAGGUUAGAGUCGAAAUCGGUUGAUCAUGAUAGGAUUUGUGAUUUACCUGUGGAUGAUGCUAAUUCGAGAGGUCAGGAGAAAAUCUCUAUUCUGACUCCUUCAGAUUCUGAUGAUGAUGUUGUUAUUGUCGAAACUAUCCCGAGUGAGGAGGAGGAACAUGUAGAGGAUUACAAUGUUGUUGAUAGGGUUUGUGACUUGCCUGUGGAUGAUGCUGAUUUGAGUGGUGAGGAGAAGUCUCCUAUCUUGACCCCUUCAGUUCCGGUGAAUUCGGAUCCUGAUGAGGUUAUGAGUCUUAGUAGUUCUGACGAAGAACGUUCUAUAGAGGAAGUCAGUGGCGAAGAUAGAAAUUAUGGUGACAGCGAUAGCGAUAAUGAUGAAGAUGUUGAUGUUGAAUCAUCCGAUUAUGUGGCGGAAAGUUCCGAUUCUACUUAUAUUGAAAGCUCUGAAAGUGAAUCCGACGACGAUGAGGUUGGUGCCAGAGACGCUGCUAAAGGCAGGAAGAGCCCAAAUGAAAAAGUGUAUACCCACGAGAGGCGAAAAACUCUUCCUCCUAGGGAGAAUAACUUGGAUGUAUUUGAGCUGCUAGCAAAAUCUAUUUGGGAGAGAACGAAAAUUUUCGAGGAAGACAUCUUCUCCGAGGACGAAACACAAGAGGUUGAUUCCAGAGAAGAUGCUAUAGUUAGAGAGAGCUCAAAUGAAAAGGUGCAUGAACAGAGGAAACCGAGGAAUUUCCGUAGGGUUAAAAAGAAGAACCAGUCAGAUGUGUUUGAUCUUCUAGGAAAUUCGGUUUGCGGGAAGGGUGAGAGUUUUGAUGAUGGAGUGGCAGGAGAUUCACCUCCACUAAACCUGAGAUUCGGCUGUGAGGUGCCUGAACCAAUUGAGAAAACAGAAGAGGAGAAAGAAAUAGACAGAUUGUGGGAAGAUAUGGCCUUAGCUCUAAAAUUGGAAGGACUACACUCAUCUACCCCUGCUAAAAAUGCUGAUGUGCCAUGUAUUAAAGGGAAGCAUGACUUUGUUCUUGAUGAGGAAAUCGGUCUGAAAUGCCGCCACUGCUCUUAUGUGGUCGUCGAGAUCAAAGACAUCUCACCAGCCAUGGACCAGUAUCGUGCUAAUGUUAGUGACAAGAAUAAAUGUAGUGACAGAAAGGGUGACACUUUACCUAGCAGGCUUGACUUUGAGACUUCAGAUCACAGCAGCUAUGCCGCCUCUUUCAAUAAUACAGAAGGAACUGUCUGGCAAUACAUUCCUGGCGUCAAAGAUACUUUGUACCCUCACCAACAAGAAGGCUUUGAAUUUAUUUGGAAGAACAUAGCUGGGACCUCAAAACUUGACGAGUUGAAGAGCUCAGAGGCAAGGGAAAGUGGCGGAUGCAUUAUUUCGCAUUCACCUGGAACUGGUAAGACGCGCUUGACCAUCGUCUUUCUUCAGUCAUACUUAGAACGGUUUCCAGAUAGCCAUCCUGUGGUCAUAGCUCCUGCAAGCUUACUGUUAACAUGGGAAGAAGAGUUCAGAAAAUGGAAUGCAAAGAUUCCAUUUUAUAACAUGGGUAAUCUGGAGUUCUCAGGGCUUGAGAACCAAUCAGCUGUCUCACUUCUAAAGGGAAAUAAGAGUCAUAGGAGCAACAAGCGUUCCAUUCGUAUGGUUAAGCUAUAUUCUUGGAGGAACAAGAAAAGCAUUCUUGGAGUUAGCUACCAUCUGUUUGAGAUGCUCGCGGGAGGUAAGCACGCUAAAGAAAUGGAGGAGUUCAGAAGGAUGUUGCUAGAAUUGCCGGGAUUGCUGGUCCUUGACGAAGGCCACACCCCGAGGAACCAGAAUAGUUGCAUUUGGAAAGUGCUCUCUGAAGUUAGAACGGAAAAGCGUAUCAUUCUUUCUGGGACACCAUUCCAAAAUAAUUUCAAGGAACUUUCUAACGUCUUAUGCCUGGCAAGGCCAGCUUAUACAGAUUCGAUUUCUUCGAGGCUCCAAGAUCUUAGCAAGUGGAGCGAAGAACGCAACAACGGGAGGUGUUAUGAAGAAAUUGGAAUUGUAGAGCUUAGGGCUAUGAUUGCUCCAUUUGUGCAUGUCUACAAAGGGAACAUCCUUCGAGAAAGGCUUCCAGGUCUAAAAGACUGUGUUGUGGUGUUGAACCCGCCUCAUAUACAGAAGAAAAUCCUCGCCAGAAUCGAUUCUCAAAACACAUUUGAACUUGAGCACAAGCUUUCUGCUGUUUCAGUUCACCCAUCUCUGUAUUUGGACUGCAAUCCCACAAAGAGGGAACAAUUACUCAUUGGGCCUACAACAUUGAAAACCCUGGAGAGUCUUAGACUUAACUCAAAGGAAGGUGUGAAAACGAGGUUCCUGAUUGACUUCAUCCGAUUCAGUGAAGCAGUGAAAGAGAAAGUGUUGGUGUUUAGCCAAUACAUUGACACUCUAAAGCUGAUCAGGGACCAGCUCAGUGUAGUAUUUGGCUGGAAAGAAGGGGAAGAAAUUCUAUUCAUGCAUGGUCAACUUGAACUGAGAGACAGGCAACAUCUGAUCAACAACUUCAACAAACCAGACAGUGAAUCUAAAGUGCUACUGGCAUCAACAAAAGCGUGUUCUGAGGGUAUCAAUCUUGUUGGCGCGUCAAGAGUCAUACUUCUUGAUGUUGUUUGGAACCCAUCUGUUGAAAGGCAAGCGAUAAGCCGGGCUUACAGAAUUGGUCAAAAGCGGAUUGUGUACACAUACCAUCUCAUGGUUAAAGGCACAAGUGAGUGGGACAAGUAUUGUAAGCAAACCAAGAAACAUCACAUAUCCGAACUGGUCUUCUCUUCUACGAAUGAAAAGGAUGUGUUGAUAAACAAGGAAGUUGUUUCUGAAGAUAGAAUUCUCGACGAGAUGAUUCAGCAUGAGAAGCUCAAAGACAUGUUUGAGAAGAUACUUUAUCACCCUAAGGAAUCUGACAUGUCUACUAACAUGCUCUGA